CACGGAGUGGCGGAGUAUUUGUCAUCAAAUAGGAUAUUUAAACUACUUUUAUGUUAAAAAAAAAAAAAAAAAUUAAAAAAAUCUAGUUUUAUAUUAAGACUUGAUGUGGACUAGUGGACUUUAAUAAAUUACUCUGUAUUUUGUUUCUUGUCUAAUAAUAGCUUAUAUAAAGUUAAACCACGUUACCAUAUUUGACGCCCCAGUCCAGCCUCCUACGAUUGCCACCUGUGCUCUGCAGCCCACAGAAUCACAAAACUAGUGACAACUCAACAAACUAACCACUUUAUUACCCUUUCUUUCUCUCAACUUUCGAUAUUUUUUAAGGAAUUAACAGUAUUCAAAUCACAAUUGAUUGCUAAAGAAUUCUAUAGAUAAUAAAUCAAUCAAAUCAAUGGCGGAGAAAGGGGAAAUCAUUGAAGGGUUGAGAUUCGAGCAAAGACAUGGAAAACAAAGGGUUAGAGUUGGAAGAGUUUGGAAGGAUUCAAUUGGGUUUUAUCAUUUUGUUGAAUGGAGUGUUGGUAUCAGUCUUCUUUCUGAUUGCAAUCGCUCAUAUACCCAUGAUGAUAAUUCUGAUAUUGUUGCCACUGAUACUAUGAAGAACACUGUUUACGCAAAAGCAAAGGAGAGCAAAGAGCAAAUUACUGCUGAAGAUUUUGCUAUACUUCUUGCUAAGCACUUCACAUCAUAUUAUAAGCAGGUUACCACCGCCAUAGUCAAGAUAGUAGAGAAGCCAUGGAAGCGUGUGAAUAUAGACGGUCGACCACAUAAGCAUGGAUUUGAACUUGGAUCUGAAAAACAUGUUGCUGAAGCCAUCUUGAGUAAAUCUGGUGCCUUAAAGUUAUCGUCAAGCAUUGAAGGAUUAUCACUCUUGAAGACCACGAAGUCUGGUUUCGAAGGAUAUGUUAGGGACCGGUACACACUUUUGCCCGAAACACGAGAGAGGAUGCUUGCCACAGAACUCACGGCUACAUGGAGGUAUUCAUUCGAAAAUGUUCAUAACAUUCCAUCAAAACCACUGUACUUCGCUGAAAGAUACUCUGAUUUGAGGAAAGUGUUAGUUGAUACUUUCUUUGGUCAUCCUGAUGAAGGUGUUUAUAGCCCAUCAGUGCAGAGCACACUUUAUCAAAUGGCAAAGGCUGUUCUCAACAGAUUCCAUGUAAUAUCAUCCAUCAAUCUGAAAAUGCCUAAUCUGCAUUUCAUUCCUGUUAAUCUAUCGAGCAUGCAGAAUCCAAAUCUAGUCAAGUUCGCCGAUGAUGUAUAUCUUCCUACUGAUGAACCCCAUGGAUCAAUUGAAGCAAGCUUGAGUCGCCUUCAUUCAAGGAUGUAAAUAUCCGUGUAAAUGUAUAUUGGGAUGGUUGUUUCUACUUUUCUUACUCCUUGGGAUCCAAGCAAUAAGGCAGGAACAUUUGCUUCUUUUUCAGUAUUUUCCCCAUAUUUCUUUCGGGAUUUUAGAACUCUUAAAGUGUUAAGGAGCUGCUUAAAGUAAAAUAGACAAGGUUAAUAACUUUUCUUAUAAAAAAAAAAAAAAGGUCAAUACUUACACAAUUGAUAAAAUAAUCUAGAAGUCUUGUUUCAAAACAAAAAAAAAAAAAAUUAAAAAAAAAAAAAUUCUAGAAGUCUUGUUUUCUCUCUUAGGUGCCCCUAAUUUAAACUUCAAUUUUACAUGUACAAAGGAUAUAUUUGAAUAAUUUGAUAAUCUAAUAAGUGUUUGAUAGCUAA
Messenger RNA from Chenopodium quinoa (quinoa), 1719 nucleotides. RefSeq names its product uricase-2 isozyme 2-like. Gene Ontology annotation, biological process: urate catabolic process; purine nucleobase catabolic process. NCBI's taxonomy places the organism in Eukaryota, Viridiplantae, Streptophyta, Magnoliopsida, Caryophyllales, Amaranthaceae. The coding region runs from base 392 to 1327 and encodes 311 amino acids. Gene Ontology annotation, molecular function: urate oxidase activity. The transcript has 8 exons. The record is from RefSeq and is a predicted model, not a curated record. Gene Ontology annotation, cellular component: peroxisome.